UCGUACUUAGUACGUGCCAGCAUUAAAUUUUAAGUCUAUAUAUAAUAACUUUGUCUAGAUACGAUAACACAGUAACCUGUAUCAUUUUCAAGCUCAUUCAAUAUUUGUGCAACAAAAAGGAAUAGAGGAAGAAGAAAGAUCAAAAAGUGUCCUAUAAUAAAAUGGAGAAGUACUCGGGGAUUAUUCUUCUUCCAAUAUUGAUGAUUUUUGCUGCAAUGAGCUUGAAUGCAGGUUACGCAAACGCAGCGGUGUUUUUGCCACCGGAGGAUAAGCCAUUGGUGAGGCAUUACUAUAAGAAGCUGAAUACGUGUGCCAAUGUGGAGCCAUUUGUUCGUCACCAAGUGAAGCUAUAUUGGGACAAGGAUAAGACUAUUACUGCUAAACUCCUCAAGUUGCUCUAUGCUGAUUGCAUGGUUAAUGGUUGUGAUGCAUCAAUUCUGUUAACUGGUCCAAACACAGAGAGAAAUUCAUCAAAAAAUGCAAGGCUGGAUGGAUACCUAUUGAUUGACAAAAUAAAAACAGUGCUUGAAAUUCGAUGUCCUGGAGCUGUUUCUUGUUCUGAUAUUCUCAAUCUUGCUGUUAGGGAUGCCGUUCAUUAUGCAGGUGCACCAUCUUAUCCAGUAUUCUUGGGAAGAAGGGAUGGACUAGAGUCAAAAGCUGAAUGGAUAGAUUACCCUUCACCUUCCAUGUCUUGGGAGGAAGGACUUGCUUACUUUGAAUCCAAAAAUCUUGAUGUUCAGGACUUUGUCACACUUUUAGGGGCACAUACAAUGGGACAAGCACAUUGCAGUAGCUUCUAUGACCGUCUUUACAAUUUCAAAGGUACUGGAAAACCAGACCCCAGCAUGAAGAGAUCUGUGUUAGUAAGCCUUAGAUCACAGUGCCCGAAAAACAGCAUAACUGAUUCGGCUGUGUAUUUCACGCCAGAAUAUGGUUCGAACUACACAUUCAGUAACAAAUUCUACACUAAGAUUCUUGCUCAUGAAUCUCUUCUUAGAGUUGAUCAACAACUAUCUUAUGGAGGUGACACAGGUGAACUAGUCAAUGAAUAUGCAAACAGUUUCGAGCAAUUUCGAAGGGGAUUUGCAUUGUCAAUUAACAGGAUGGGAGGUCUCAAAGUGUUGACUGGUAAAAAUGGCCAAAUUCGCAAAGACUGCAAGUUCAUAAAUAAGAACAAUCCUAAGAUCAACUAGGCUUGGUUUCCAAGAUUCAUCUUUUUAGUGCAUGCAUAAUAAUACUGGCCAAUGAAAAGUUAUGUCAUUGCUUAUGCUACUGAUAACCAGAGAUCCAUUUUGUUACUUUGGCCAUGAGGGACAUUAUAUUGUAAUAAUUGAAGACGUUAGAAGUUGAUUAAUAAAGAUGCCGAAAAACACUUUUUUCUCUUUAAAUUGUUCAAUUGUAGAAUGUAUAAUAACAAUGAUGU
Molecule: messenger RNA, 1423 nt
Organism: Capsicum annuum
Lineage: Eukaryota; Viridiplantae; Streptophyta; Magnoliopsida; Solanales; Solanaceae
Product: probable peroxidase 26
Exons: 4
Coding region: 162-1193 (343 amino acids)
Biological process (GO): hydrogen peroxide catabolic process; response to oxidative stress
Cellular component (GO): plant-type cell wall; plasmodesma
Molecular function (GO): heme binding; peroxidase activity
Source: RefSeq, a predicted model, not a curated record